Molecule: messenger RNA, 813 nt
Organism: Liolophura sinensis
Lineage: Eukaryota; Metazoa; Mollusca; Polyplacophora; Chitonida; Chitonidae
Product: transcription factor HES-1-like
Exons: 3
Coding region: 1-813 (270 amino acids)
Biological process (GO): regulation of DNA-templated transcription
Molecular function (GO): protein dimerization activity; DNA binding
Source: RefSeq, a predicted model, not a curated record
AUGAGCUCAGACGAAGACAUUAGUAGCAGUAUGGACGCACAUCCUAGUAUGUCCAGAGAAAAACUCAGAAAACUCACCAAACCGCUUAUGGAAAAACGACGCCGAGCGAGAAUAAAUGCCUGUUUGAACCAGUUAAAAAAUCUCGUUCUGGAGGCCAUGAACCAAAAUACCUCACACUUUUCUAAGCUAGAGAAGGCGGAUAUUUUGGAAAUGACAGUGAAACACUUAUCCCAGCUACAAAGGCGCCAAGCAGAGUCUCAGAAACAGUUGGACGGUUGUGGUGUGUCUCGCUUCAGGGCGGGUUACGCGGAGUGCGCGCAAGAAGUAGCCCGGUGCUUAGCAACGGUUGACCAAAGAGACAGCGUGGUGGGUUUGCGGGUGAUGGAGCAUCUCGCGCAGAGAAUACAGUUUUCAAGCGAAACGAAAGUCAAUUCUCCGCUAAAUCACACCUCCACCAUCCUACACAGACAACCGGUGUAUCGUCACCCAUGUCAUCAAUCCUCAAUGUAUUUACCGACUAUUCUCCCACCCUCAACGUCGCCGGCCAUUCAGACCGGCCACUCAGACAAGAAGAUGUCAUACCCGGAAUAUAUACAAACUGGGGUGCAGGAAGACGAAGGGAAAGUCUCCUCAACUGACGCGAAGGUGACCAUACGAAGCCCUCAUAAAAGCAGAAAAUCAAGCACACCUACAAGGUUUCCGGUGUCAGAUGCGUAUCGGGAAACAUUCAACAUCAGCAGUAACAGUGACAUGAAAAAGGAAGCGGAAAUGAUCAAAACUGACCAAUCAGAGCCUGUGUGGAGGCCAUGGUAA